AUGUCCCGGUCUCUUUUCCUUCUCUUCGCUGUUGCCCUUUUCGCUUUGAGCGCCUUCGCCUCCGAUUACUUCGAGCGACUGACCCUGACGCCCCUUCCGCUGGGCUCUCUUCUCGCGUCCUUUGACUUCCGGGCAAACGAGACCAUAACAGAAUACGAGGCGCAGAACUACAGAUAUUUCCCCCGGUCCCUAGGACAGGCGUUAAAACAUGCAGACACGAAAGAGCUCCAUCUAAGAUUCACUACUGGACGCUGGGAUCCAGAGACCUGGGGCGCGCGACCAUGGAAUGGCACGAAAGAAGGCGGCACAGGAGUUGAGCUGUGGGCGUGGAUCGAGGCGACAUCAGAAGAUGAGGCUGUCGAAAAAUGGGCGACUUUGACCCAGUCCCUCUCAGGUCUAUUCUGCGCGUCGUUAAACUUCAUCGAUUCGACUCGGACUACCAAACCAGCCUUGUCAUUUCAGCCGUUGGGCGCGUACGGGGAUGACGGCCAACACCUCCAUCUUCUACACGGUGUACUUCCGGGAGAAGUGGUAUGCACAGAAAAUCUAACUCCAUUCAUCAAACUCCUUCCAUGCAAAGGAAAGGCGGGCAUAUCGAGUCUACUGGAUGGUCACAAAGUAUUCGAUGCCUCUUGGCAGAGCAUGGCCAUUGAUGUCAGGCCAAAAUGUACCCCUGGAGUUGAAGAGUGCCAGAUGGAGAUUAGCGAGACGAUUGAUGUGGUUCUCGACAUUGAGCGGUCCAAACGCCCUCGAGACAAUCCAAUCCCAAGACCAGUUCCGGUAGAGCAGCUCGUGUGCGACGAGACUAAGCCUUAUCAUUCUCAAGACACUUGUUAUCCUCGUGAUAUGGUCGAUGAAACGCCAUGGUCUUUGAAGGAGGUCUUUGGGCGAACGAUGGCUGGGGCGUGUCCACUCGCAGAGUCUGAAGGCCCGGAGGCAAAAUCCGUAUGCUUGAACGUUCCCCAUGAACGCAUGGUCUUGAUUGGUGUCAGUGGAUUCGAGGUCAAAACGGAUCCGGGCCAGCCAGAGUCAAGGUGCUACCAGUUAAUGCCGUUUGAGGAGUUCGAUAUUGAGCUCCCACAGCAGACCGUCGGCACCAAAGCGGAACUUGGCCAUGAGCUGCUGAGGGCAGAGAGGACAAUAACAGGCCAUGGAGCAGCCCGAGGAGGGAUGCGCACGAUCUUCACCAACCCUUCGCCGACGGAGCCCGUGAGGUUUGUUUAUUUCGAGAGUCUACCUUGGUUCAUGCGGCCGUUUGUGCAUACGUUGAAAGCACAGGUAACGCGCACCGAGUUUCCGUUCGACUGGCAGAUCAUGAACGACAUGUACUACCGCCCUGCUAUCGAUCGGAACAGAGGCACCCAGCUUGAACUUGUCAUGUCUGUGCCCCCAGCGAGCACAGUCAUGCUCACCUACGACUUCGAGAAAGCAAUCCUACGAUACACCGAGUACCCCCCAGAUGCCAAUCGGGGGUUCAAUGUCGCUCCGGCAGUCAUACGAAUCCUGGAGGCCACCAAUGAGGACGGACAGUCCAACGACGUGUACAUUAGGACAACAAGCUUGUUGUUACCCCUGCCCACCCCGGAUUUCAGCAUGCCGUACAAUGUCAUCAUUCUGACAAGUACAGUGAUGGCUCUUGCAUUUGGAAGUAUAUACAAUCUCAUGGUUAGGCGUUUCGUGGGUGCGGACGAGGUGGGAGAUACAAAGGUUCGAGGACUGGUCAGGAAAGUUCGGGGCGCUAUUGUCUCAUUGAAGGAUAAAUUCAGGGGAAAGAGAGAAAAAGUAGAGUAG
Molecule: messenger RNA, 1791 nt
Organism: Capronia epimyces CBS 606.96
Lineage: Eukaryota; Fungi; Ascomycota; Eurotiomycetes; Chaetothyriales; Herpotrichiellaceae
Product: phosphatidylinositol glycan, class T
Exons: 1
Coding region: 1-1791 (596 amino acids)
Biological process (GO): attachment of GPI anchor to protein
Cellular component (GO): GPI-anchor transamidase complex
Source: RefSeq, a predicted model, not a curated record